AUGAUGAAAACCUUGAUCGUCGUCUUGGCUCUUGUCGCCAUUGCCGCCUGCUCCCUGGAUGUCAUUCCUCAUUACAGCCAUCACGGUCAUGGGCACGGAAUCAGCAGCAGAUACUUUAAAAAGGCACAAGGACAUGGUUAUGGAGGAUAUGGAUUAGGAUAUGGUGGAUAUGGAUAUAGCGGUCUUGGUUACGGUCUUGGAUAUGGUGGCUAUGGUCUCGGAUAUGGCGGGUAUGGAUAUGGUGGUUUUGGAAAUGGAUAUUUUUAAGUGGAAAAACGACCUACACUUACGUGAAAAGCUGCUAUCUGCUUUUACAAGACGAAUGGAAUAUGGCACUUUUAUGAAG
This is a messenger RNA of Argiope bruennichi, 346 nucleotides long. RefSeq names its product neuropeptide-like protein 31. The record is from RefSeq and is a predicted model, not a curated record. The coding region runs from base 1 to 267 and encodes 88 amino acids. NCBI's taxonomy places the organism in Eukaryota, Metazoa, Arthropoda, Arachnida, Araneae, Araneidae. The transcript has 3 exons.